This is a messenger RNA of Lutzomyia longipalpis, 1417 nucleotides long. RefSeq names its product 60S acidic ribosomal protein P0 (gene RpLP0). Gene Ontology annotation, molecular function: large ribosomal subunit rRNA binding; structural constituent of ribosome. The transcript has 4 exons. Gene Ontology annotation, cellular component: cytosolic large ribosomal subunit. The record is from RefSeq and is a predicted model, not a curated record. Gene Ontology annotation, biological process: ribosome biogenesis; ribosomal large subunit assembly; cytoplasmic translation. Bases 284 to 1237 code for a protein of 317 amino acids. NCBI's taxonomy places the organism in Eukaryota, Metazoa, Arthropoda, Insecta, Diptera, Psychodidae.
UUUAUUCUGCAAAAUUGCACCAACAAAAGAAAGGGCAGGAAGUUAGAAAACAAAAUCCUCACAGACCUUUUUUUCAUCCUCUUCAAAUUAAAAUCUCUUUCAGGGGAAAGUUGGGGCUUGGAAUUUUGGUGAAACCCCCCAAUUGUGGGUACCCAGGCCAAUUGAAUAUCAAGCACCCAACUAAGUGAAGGAGAAGAAAGUCGAGGUUUGACAUUCCUCUUUUGAAUUAGCGUGUUUUUGGUUUUGUUCUUAAAUUUCCACCGGAAGUCCCUAACUAGCAGAGAUGGGUAGGGAGAACAAAGCCGCCUGGAAAGCCAACUACUUUGUUAAAGUUGUGCAACUUUUUGACGAGUAUCCAAAAUGCUUCAUCGUCGGUGCCGACAACGUGGGAUCACGUCAAAUGCAGACGAUCCGUACGUCCCUCAGAGGCCUGGCUGUGGUACUCAUGGGGAAGAACACCAUGAUGCGGAAGGCAAUCCGCGGGCAUUUGGAGAACAAUGCCAACCUGGAGAAGCUUCUGCCCCACAUUCGUGGCAAUGUGGGCUUUGUCUUCACCAAGGGUGACCUCAAUGAGGUGCGUGACAAGCUGACCGAGAGCAAGGUGCGUGCUCCUGCCCGUGCUGGUGCUAUUGCCCCGCUAGAGGUCAUCAUUCCCGCCCAGAACACCGGGUUGGGUCCCGAGAAGACUUCCUUCUUCCAAGCGCUGUCCAUUCCCACGAAAAUCUCCAAGGGUACCAUUGAAAUCAUCAAUGAUGUGCCUAUCUUGAAGCCCGGAGACAAAGUGGGUGCCUCCGAAGCUGCUCUGCUCAACAUGUUGAACAUCUCGCCGUUCCAGUACGGUUUGCUCAUUGAGCAGGUGUACGAUUCCGGAAGUAUCUUCUCCCCGGAGAUCUUGGACAUCAAACCGGAGGACAUUCGCGCCAAGUUCCAACAAGGUGUGGCCAAUUUGGCUGCUGUGUGCUUGUCGAUUGGCUACCCAACACUCGCAUCGGCACCCCACAGCAUUGCCAAUGGGUUCAAGAAUCUUCUCGCCAUUGCCGCCACCACCGAAGUGGAAUUCGCCGAAGCCACCACCAUCAAGGAAUUCAUCAAGGACCCAAGCAAAUUCGCUGCUGCUGCUGCUGUUGUUGCUCCCGCAGCCAAGGCUGAUGCCCCAGCUGCUGAGGCCAAGAAGGAGGAGAAGAAGGAAGAGUCCGAGAGUGAGGACGACGAUAUGGGCUUCGGGCUCUUUGAAUAAAAUUUAUUCAUCAACAAUCUAUCUUGUGAUAUCAUGGGGAAUGCACGACAUGGGAAAUCUCUGGGGGUUGCCCUCAUCACGACGACUUCUCCUCUCCCUCCGCGUCUUUCCGGACACACCACAAACGAUGAUGUACAAGCAAGAUACUGUCAUGAAUAAAUGAAUCAGGAACAUACACAA